AUGCAGGGCCCUCGAAAUGGCUCGACGACUCUCUCGACAAUCCUGCUCGUCACAGCGAACCUCCUGAUCCCAGUUGCGAUACUUGUCUUCGCAACAGGGUUUUUCCCUUACAAGCCAUUGCUCCCGGGUCUCGCAGCCUACGACAACUCCAAGUAUGGACCGCCACCAGCUGCGCCAUUCGACCGGGUGGUUUUCAUGGUUGUAGACGCACUGCGCAGUGACUUUGUGUACUCGACCAACUCGGGCUUUCGAUAUACACAGUCUCUGAUACGUGAUGGAUGCGCGAUACCCUUCACGGCGCACGCGACGUCGCCCACGGUCACGAUGCCGCGCAUCAAGGCCAUCACGACCGGAUCGAUCCCAUCCUUCCUGGACGUCAUACUGAACAUUGACGAGGGAGAUGAGUCGUCGUCACUGGCUUCUCAGGAUACGUGGCUUGCGCAGAUGAAGGCAAAAAAUACCGGCAAGCUGAUCAUGUACGGGGACGACACCUGGCUGAAGCUGUUCCCCAAUUUCUUUGACCGUGCGGAUGGGACCUCGAGCUUCUUCGUCGCUGACUUCACCGAGGUGGACAACAACGUCACAAGGCAUGUCGCGGGUGAGCUCCAGAAUGACGAAUGGAACACAAUGGUAUUGCAUUACCUCGGACUGGAUCACAUAGGCCACAAGGGUGGACCACGCAGCUCGAACAUGCUUCCAAAACAGGCCGAGAUGGAUGGUAUUGUGGAACAAAUCUACGCCGCAAUCGAAUCGCAAUCCCAUCUUGAAUCAACAUUGUUUGUACUACUAGGGGACCACGGUAUGAAUGAUGCCGGAAAUCAUGGUGGCUCAGCACCGGGCGAGACUUCUCCAGCGUUGGUGUUCAUAUCCCCAAAGAUGAAGUCACUGAAGACCAGAUUCGAUGUGCCCUUGGAGGUUCAAGAGGACUUUGAAUAUUACUCCGUUGUUGAGCAAUCUGAUCUUGCUCCGACCCUCGGGGCCCUGCUCGGUUUCCCUGUGCCAAAGAACAACCUUGGGGCAUUUAUCGUGGACUUUUUACCAUUUUGGUCCAGCAGGGACGACCAGAUACAGAUUCUCAUGCGCAACGCUGAGCAGAUCCUGACUAUUAUCACCACCACAUUCGGAGCAGAGCUCUUCGAUGCGAAAGGUGGCGUGGACCCUUGCCUCCAGCAGGACACCGAAAUUCAAAAGCUGGCCUGCGGCUGGCGUCGAGUCGCUGAGUCUGCUGGAACCAUGACAAGCAAUAUCGAUGUAGACGAGAUAUGGAUUUCCACCAUGUCAGAAUGGCUGAGAAAUGCGCAGGGCCUCUUGAGCAGCAUGGCCAGUAAUUAUGAUAUGGCGAGGCUUUCCCUUGGCCAAGCAGCUGCCGUCACGGCUACACUUCUGGCCGUGUAUGCGACGUACUUGAAUGCUGGAAAGCUCUCAAUGAGAGCUGUGCCUCUGACGGUCAUCACUACCUCAUAUGGCGUUAUGAUGUUUGCCAGUAGCUACGUGGAAGAGGAGCAUCACUUUUGGUACUACGCAACAACAGCUUGGCUCGCAUUCAUCAGCAGCAAAGGCUUCCACGCAACCUCGAAGUCUGGAGUAGGGCAAGCUGUGGCAGUAGCCACUGUCGCCACGGUGACGCGGAUCAUCAGGGGAUGGAAUCAAACGGGCCAGAAGUUUGCCGGAGAGCCUGAUAUUGUCAAAUCCUUCAUUGUCUCCGAACCAAUCCGUCUCUGGGCUCUCAUCAGCAUAAACUACCUCUGGAUCCACCGCACGCUUCUGCAAGGCUUCGACGGCCUGCCCGCCUCCCUCGACAUCUUCGGGAGUACAGCCCUAGUCCUGGCCGGCUUCACAUUUAAGCUCGCCUUCACCAACGAAGAUGCCCCUGAGCUCGUCACCGGCUUCGCCCGGUCCCUUGUGGGUGUCACGGAAGGCAUCUCACUCGUCUCGCGUGCACAGGCAGUCUUUGUCGGGCUGGGGCUCGGCGCUGCGGUCGUGGUGUACUACAUCGCCACCAACAGCAAGGUGUCGAAGCGCGCCUCCGCCGUCGAGACCUUGCAUCACCUAUACACGCUGCUCGCCAUGACGCAGUCCCGCGCGACGAACAUCCCCUUGUUCCUGCUCUUAGACAUCCAGUACAAGUUCCUCGCGGCGCAGGACCUCUCCCUCGCGGAGCUGUCGACCACGUCGCUCCUACUCCAGUAUAUGUCCUUCUUCGCCCUGGGCGGCACCAACGCCAUCUCCAGCAUUGACCUAUCUAGUGCUUAUAACGGCGUACGGAACUUCGACGUCUUCACCGUCGGCGUGCUUACGUUCGUCAGCAACUGGGCCGGCCCUCUGUACUGGGUGUCCGCCACCAACGUGCUUCUGGUGCGCAAGAGGAAGACUGGUGUAGAGAGAAACGUGUAUAAGCGCCAUGUGACGCUAUUGACUGUAUUUGCGGCAGCGAGUGUGGGCUCCGUGAUGGCAGCGUGCACGGCGCUAAGGACCCACUUGUUCAUCUGGACAGUGUUCUCACCCAAAUACCUGUAUUGCAUGGCUUGGAGCUUGGGACAGCAUCUGGUCGUGAAUGUUGGGCUGGGCGGUUUGUUAUACUGGCUGGGCUCGAGACAGUAA
Messenger RNA from Diaporthe amygdali, 2601 nucleotides. RefSeq lists its product as uncharacterized. The record is from RefSeq and is a predicted model, not a curated record. NCBI's taxonomy places the organism in Eukaryota, Fungi, Ascomycota, Sordariomycetes, Diaporthales, Diaporthaceae. The transcript has a single exon. The coding region runs from base 1 to 2601 and encodes 866 amino acids. Gene Ontology annotation, cellular component: endoplasmic reticulum membrane. Gene Ontology annotation, biological process: GPI anchor biosynthetic process.